GCAGCAGCCGGAAGUAGCGGGCAGUUGGCCGGAAGUGGGGGCUGUGAGGCCCGGGUGGUGCUGGAGGAGUCGCCGUGGCGGCGUUGCCGGCGGGAACUGGGGUCUAGUGUUGCGACGGCCGCGCUCGCCAGGCUCAGGCUAUUUCUGAUGCUUGGAAGCUAUCCUUUCAGCCACAAAGAUGGUAAUAAAUCUUUGCCUUCCACAGUUCAGACCAAGAAUUUACUGCAACAAGAUAUCAGCUGAUGGUUAUGAAGUAGAAAAUCUCAUCUCUGAAGACCUCACAAAGAGAAGUCAUGGUUUUAGGACGGAGUAUUUCAUUAAGCCACCAGUCUAUGUAACAAUUUCCUUUCCCUUCAAUGUGGAAAUCUGUAGGAUUAACAUAGACCUCACAGCUGGGGGAGGCCAGAAUGUCACUGGCCUGGAAAUGUACACGUCUGCCUUAUCCAGCAGAGCAUCUUGGAAUACCCUCGAGUGCCGGGUCCCGGGCCCAGCUGAGCCAUCCAUCCCAGACAAGGAGGCAUUCACCUUGGUAGGCAAAGUCUUGUUGAAAAACCAGAGCCAAGUAGUGUUUAGCCACAAGGGCUUCAAGGCUAGGCCGCCUUUUGGCCCAAUGGAAGCCACACUCCCCUCCCCUGCUGUUGUGGCCCAGGAGCUUUGGAAUAAAGGGGCUCUUUCCCUUAGCCACGUGGCCCAUCUCAAGAUCUGUAUCACCCACGUGACAGGCAGCGGUAUCCCUUGCAUCAAGCGGUUGGAAGUGUGGGGUCAGCCGGCUAAAACCUGCUCUCAGGAGGUGAUAGACAGCGUCCUGCUGGUUGCCUCAGAGAGACACCCUCAAGACUUGGCUCUGCAGGCCCCGGCCAUGCCCAUGGAAAGUGACUGUGACCCCGGAGGCCAGUCUGAGGGCCCACAGGCCCCUUCCAGCUUGCAGGAGCUGGCCGAGGUAAUUCAGGAUGUGCCUGAGGAGUUCCUGGAUCCCAUCACCCUGGAAAUCAUGCCUUGCCCCAUGCUCCUGCCCUCAGGCAAGGUCAUCGACCAGAGCACUCUGGAGAAGUGUAACCGCAGUGAAGCCACAUGGGGCCGAGUGCCCAGUGACCCUUUCACAGGGGUAGCCUUUACUCCACUCUCCCAGCCCCUGCCUCACCCCUCCCUGAAGGCCCGGAUUGACCAUUUCCUGCUCCAGCACUCCAUCCCUGGCUGCCACCUGCUUGGGAGAGCACAGACUGCGUUGGCAGUUACCCCUUCUUCACUUGCUCUGCCUUCUCGGAAAAGAAAGAUGGAGCAGGCUGAACAUGCCCCAGACGGUAGCCUUGGUAUAAAUGCUUCCUGUUUUUCUACCACAAGCCUUAUGGUCUCACCCACUACCUCAGAACACACCGCUAAGAAGAUGAAAGCUGCCAGUGAGCUCGGUCUGACACACAUGGACUGCUCAACGGGUCCAGUGUCCCAUGAGCAGAAGCUGUCACAAAGCUUGGAAAUUGCCUUGACAUCGACUCUUGGCUCCAUGCCCUCCUUCACGGCUCGGCUGACCAGGGGACAGCUCCAGCACCUCAGCACAAGAGGGAGCAGCACUUUCUGGAGGCCAGGCACAGGCUCGGAGCAGCCUGGGAGCGUCCUGGGCCCCGAGUGCACCUCCUGCAAAAGAGUGUUUUCUCCCUACUUCAAAAAGGAACCCGUGUACCAGCUUCCCUGUGGCCACCUCCUCUGCCGGCCCUGCCUGGGUGAGAAGCAGCGCUCCCUGCCCAUGACAUGCACAGCCUGCCAGCGGCCAGUUGCCAGCCAGGACGUGCUGCGAGUCCACUUCUGAGUGACCAGCCUCAACCUGAGAAGACCCAUCACUGGGAGGAGCUGAGGGAGAGCAGGAGUGGGGGUCGCAGCUCCCCUGAGGUCUGGCCAGGUCCCAGGCACAGAGAGGCUUCUUCUUCCCUGAGGGCUUUCCCUUUAUCUCUUCCCACAGUGUAGCACAGGCCGAGAGUGAAGGGUGGAGAAGGGAGCACUCCACUCCUGCUCAAGUGGCAAUAGGAUAACAAAGCCAUAGUUUGGGCUGGGAGGGAUGAGGGAGAUGUCCCUGCCCUCCUGUGCCUCCCUGCCACCCCCUUCCAGAGCCCAGGGCCUGCUAGAGCCCGCCCCACCCUGCUGAGGGCACCCCAAGUUAUCUGCACCACCACCCCUAUCCUGCAGGGUGGAUAUGAGUGGAGCACAAAGACUGUGGCUCGGGAUCUCAAAGACAGCCUUCUCCUUCAGUGUCACCCAAAAGUGGACCAUGGCGGAGGUCUGUGGAGUGAAUGACUCAGCCCCCCAACUGGCAGACCACUCCGAGCCUUAAUAAAGCAAUGGUUGACGUCCACUG
Molecule: messenger RNA, 2347 nt
Organism: Ceratotherium simum simum (southern white rhinoceros)
Lineage: Eukaryota; Metazoa; Chordata; Mammalia; Perissodactyla; Rhinocerotidae
Gene: UBOX5
Product: U-box domain containing 5
Biological process (GO): protein polyubiquitination
Cellular component (GO): nucleus
Molecular function (GO): ubiquitin protein ligase binding; ubiquitin-ubiquitin ligase activity
Source: RefSeq, a predicted model, not a curated record